Molecule: messenger RNA, 2424 nt
Organism: Brugia pahangi
Lineage: Eukaryota; Metazoa; Nematoda; Chromadorea; Rhabditida; Onchocercidae
Source: the annotation of a GenBank genome assembly
AUGGAUGAUGAAAUGACUGUAAAUCUCUUCAGAAAACCUGAUCUGUCGAAAGAUUUGAGAACUUUGGGGACUAUUGAGGCAGCAUUCAUGGAACAAAAAGCACCUGAAAGUAGUCAGCGUUCAACAAAAUUAACCCAUGAUUCCGCAGUAAAAACCCAUUUAAAAAUAGCAGAUGAGCAACAAUCAAUUGAAGAAAUGUUCGCAGAAGCAGGGAAUUAUGCCAUUCAUCCAGAUAUACUGCAGAGGCGCUCCAACAGAAUGUCAAUUUCAAAAUUAUCGGCCAUAAGCGAGGAACGAAGCGGUUGUGCCAGUGGUUCCUUGAUGAUUCCAUCCCACAAUGUAGAACUCACGAAGUCAGCACAACCUUCAGCGGGUGAUAACCCAUUUCUGUUAACGUGUACUGUUGCUGCUGAAAAUGACAAUGACAUAGAUACAGACGUUCUUGUCGACAAACCAUCUGAAUGUCCACAAUCCUCGCAUCUCACACUCCAUGGCACUUCGUUUACCGAGAAAUUUUUGAGUAAGGCGAUGCGCGAUUUCUCAAGCACAGUGCCAGUUCCACCUCCGCGUUCAGUACAUCACGAAACAGAUGAAACGACCGUAUUACAAGAAGCAACUCUCAACGAAAGUGAACAGACUCAUCUUCCUCCUGCUUCAAAGAAAACAAAGUUUGAAGUUUAUGUGGAAGAGGCCCAACCAAUAAAGCAAACUGCACCAUUUGCUGUUUACAGUGAUGAGAAUGUCAUACCACCUUCCGAUGUUUUGAAAAAAAGAUUAAGUAUGGAGCGGGAUUUGGACUGUCAAAAGAAUGCGGACAUUCACGAUGACGACAUCUAUAGAUCUCAGUCAGCAUUCAGGAAGCCUGCGAUACCUACUCAUUUUCGUCGUUCAUCUUUUUUUGGAAAAGCUGAAACUACGUCACUUGAACAUGAUGACGAAACAUCAAUAGAGCAAAAACGGAAGUAUGAAGGAAUUAAACCUUCUCUUCCUGAUCGUAAUGACGAGGAAACACUGGCAGGUUUGAAUAAAAUGGCUAAAACAGGAGCAGUAACAUCUACACCAGCAAGUAAUUUUGCCCCUCCAAUCGAAGAUCCGAUUGAAGAAUCGUUUCGUCCACUUCCUUCGAACGAAGCUGAUCCUUUUUUCCAAAAACCGGCUUUUGAUGAAGCUAUCGCUGCAAACACUGCUUUUGGAAGACGAAUGAGCAUGUCCGAACAACGUCGAGAUAAUUUGAUAAAGUUGUCGCAAAAAAUUGGUGUUGAAAAUAUUGUUGGAUGUAAGAAAGUGGGACUGGGUGUUAACAGUAAUCUUAAUGAGGAAUUACGUCGACUCUCUAUUGCUGCAAAUGAUGAGGAUUCAAAUGAAAUUCUUCAUGAAGGCUUGAAAUUGCACGCUGACUCCGAAGUAAAUCCUUGGGAUGAAAAAUUACGAGACAAAAUUAUGACUAACCAAUGUUUCUGCCCAGCGAAUGUUCACGAAUUCCCGGAAAGAUGCAAUCGCCUCAGUCCUGGUACUGCUAUGGUUUUAGGAGGUGAACGUUUUGAUAUUGAAUGUUUGAUCGGUGAAGGCGGUUUCGCUAAAGUUUAUAAGAGUAAAUCGGAAGACGGCAACUUUUAUGCAAUAAAGUUUGAAAUGCCACCAUGUAAAUGGGAAAUUUAUGCUUGCGAAACACUGCGUAUUCGAAUUCCAAAGGCGAUGCUUGAUGGCGUAAUGAAUAUCCGCGAUGCGUACUUAUUUUCGAAUGCAAGCGCUAUUGUUUAUGAAUAUCACAAGCAUGGGAACCUUCUUGACAUGAUGAAUAAGUUACAAGCCAAGAAUAUGUCAUGCUCAGGUCUUUUAACAGUCUAUCUUGCCUGGCAGAUCAGUCGAAUUCUGGAGGCAGUUCAUAACGCUCAAAUAAUACACGGAGAUGUUAAACCGGAUAACUUCAUGAUCCUCCAUCGCUUAAACGAAGAUGCUGCACUGGAACAAAUUCUCGAAAAAAAAUCUUUCACAUUAAAAUUGAUUGACUGGGGACGUGCCAUCGACAUGAACUCCCUGAAAGGAUGCACAUUCCGAGGAAAAGCUGGCACAGUCGCUUUCGAUUGUUCUGAGAUGCAGGAUGGUCGACCAUGGACAUACCAAACAGAUUUCUAUGGUUUUGUUUCAACGCUUCAUGUUAUAAUAUAUGGAAAGUAUAUGAAGACGUACCGGAAUACUGCAGGACGGUACAGCGCAACAUCUGUGAUGAAAAGACGUUGGCCCCAGCGAGAGUUACUAGAAGAUAUAUUCGACAUGUGUUUGAACAUACUAGAUUGUGAAUCGGUCCCCAAAUGGUCAACAAUAAUUGAUGGUCUUGAGAACAAUAUUAGGUACUGGAUAACGGAGGACCGAAAGUUAUGGAAGCAGGCAGCUCGAGAACUAAACGCCGGCAUCACACCGUGA